Molecule: messenger RNA, 1764 nt
Organism: Papilio machaon (common yellow swallowtail)
Lineage: Eukaryota; Metazoa; Arthropoda; Insecta; Lepidoptera; Papilionidae
Product: lachesin
Exons: 9
Coding region: 301-1719 (472 amino acids)
Cellular component (GO): neuron projection
Source: RefSeq, a predicted model, not a curated record
GAAUCGCCGGGUACCGCGGCUAACGCUGCGCUCGCAACGUUCGGGCGCUCUUUUUAAAAGUUAUUAAGGAACCGUCGUCUAACCCCCUCCCGCCCACGCUGCAUAUACAAAGGGUGGUGGACGGCCCAACGGCGGACGAUUUCGAGAUGCAUCUUUGAAGCUUUCUUGAAAAUAAUGACGACGAAGAAGUUCUGAAGAAAAUUCUCUUAAUCACUACUGAAUUGAAAAGAUGAAAUUAUACAGAACCUAAAUAUUUAUUCGAGUACGAUGUACGGAACAUAAGUCAUUACUAAGAUAUCAAUGUAUGUAAAAUCCAAGAUGACGGAUUCAUCACGAAGAACGAGAGCAGUUUCAUUGGAGACCGGGGGACUUCCACUAGUGUCAACCUUUGCCCUGCUCACAAUAGUAGCUGGACAACUGCAGGGGUCUGGUUACAGUGAACAAGAGCCAGAGUUUCUUUCACCGCUCGAGAAUUUAACAGUUGCCCAGGGCAGAGAUGUUCACUUUACGUGUACCGUCAACCAUCUAAGCAGUUAUAAGGUGGCCUGGAUAAAAUCUGAUACGAAAACGAUUCUCGCAAUCCACACACAUAUGGUGACAUUGAACCCGCGCUUGUCUGUCACUCACAACGGUCACAACACAUGGAAGCUGUACAUAAGCAACGUCGAGCCCAAGGAUUCCGGCACGUACAUGUGUCAGAUCAACACAGAUCCGAUGAUGAGUCAGAUGGGUCACUUGUCUGUGGUGAUACCGCCAGACAUCGCGGACGACGACGGUUCCGCGGCCAGUGCUCCAGAGGGCGGUAGUGUGGCAUUACGAUGCACCGCCACUGGAGUGCCUGACCCCACCGUCUCGUGGAAAAGGAACGAAGGUCGGAACAUCGUAUUCCGCGAUGAAGAUGGCAAAGAAAACAAAGUGGUAUACAGCUACGUUGGGUCUACGCUAGUGCUUAAGGGUCUACGUCGAGAGGAUAUGGGCACGUAUUUAUGCAUCGCCGCUAAUGGUAUUCCUCCAACUAAAAGUCGACGAUACGAAGUUACAGUUCUAUUUCCGCCUGUGAUCCGUGUGGCCAGUCCCGUGGUGCUGCGAGCAACGGAUAUGCAAGUCACAUUGCAAUGCUAUGUAGAGGCUUCGCCCAGGGCACUCACGACAUGGCAGAAAGGAAAAUCACAAUCUGGUGGAAAGUUACUUAAUAGCUCUAAAUAUAUAAUAUCCGAGGAAGUCGUCAGUGAAUACGGAAUACGAACGAACUUGACCAUUACGCGCCUAAAGAAGAUGGACUUCGGUGAAUACACGUGUGCAGCGAUCAAUGGAUAUGGAAAAGUGGAGGGCACGAUAAAUCUAAAAGAAACACCGCAGAAGACUACAACUACUACAACCACCACAACAACAACAACUACAACGACCACACCUCGUCCUACCACAACAACCACGACACGACCACCGAAGAAACAUCUCAAGAAGCAACCUGAUCGCACCAAUCACAACGCUUUAGAUGCUGACCUACGUCAAGCCGAGCUCAACAAUGCCCUCAACUUUUACAACAUAAAUACAUAUGGGGCUAACAAUUCACAUAAUGAAUACGCACAGCGUCCGGAGAGACAAAAAGUUCGACCCUCCGGCCCACCACGUCACUUCGUUGUCUACAACAGAAGCCCUUUCUCUACACCCCCUCUUAUAAUCUUCAUUACCUACUGGGCAGUUCACGUUGUUAUAUAAAUAAUAUAAUACAUCGUGAUGUAGCAGUUUAGGUAGUGAUAUAAA